Phyllotreta striolata is the source of this 1970-nucleotide messenger RNA. The record is from the annotation of a GenBank genome assembly. Lineage: Eukaryota; Metazoa; Arthropoda; Insecta; Coleoptera; Chrysomelidae.
CAGAGAACACGGUGCACAGUCGUACUUCUUUGGUAUUAAAUAGAUUCUAAAAGGAUAAAAUUAAAAAUAAAUACUUUUAGAAUAAAAUUAAAAAUCGCUUUCAUUGUUAUCAGAACCUGUAUCCUCAACUACCAAUAAUAAUAAUUAUUAAUGCAUUAGCCUAUUUUUUAUUUAUUUGUUGACGCCGCCUAUGGUUAACUGCUUUUUAAGGUUUUAUUGAUAUCUCCUGAUAGCAAUCAAAUAUACUCACAUGUAUAUAAGGAGAGACGGUAACCCAAGCGUCGAAUUUUAUGUUAUGCAACAUGAAGUUGUUGAUUUUCAUAGUUUUAAUGCAUCUACUGUACAAACAUGCCAAUUCUAGCAGAAUUUUGGGUAUAUUUCCUAGUCCUGGUUACAGCCAGUAUAUCGUCGGAGAAAGACUGAUGGGCGCGCUAGCGACAAGAGGACACCAAGUGACAGUAAUAAGCGAACGAGUACCUUCCGAAAAAAUAGAAAACUACGAGAUUAUCAGAAUUAAAACUGAAAAGUACGAAAAUAAAUUCGACUUGACGAAUUGGUCAACAAAAAACACUUUCCAAAUAGAACUCGAGAUGUUUGAGAUAUGCAACUUUUACACGGAGGAACUGCUGAAGUUGGACGAGGUUCAGGAACUCAUCCAUUCGAAUCGCACGUUCGAUUUAGUGAUCGCGGAAACUUUCGUUAACGAUGCACUGAUGGCCUUCGCGGAGCACUUCAACGCCCCAUUGGUGAUACUGAGCACUCAACCGAUGAACGAAUGGAGCGCCGCUUUCGUGGGAAACGUCAGAUUGCCCUCCAUUAACCCGAUGCUGGAAUCGUUGUCUACGAGCCGCAUGAGUUUCCUCCAAAGGCUGCGCAAUUUCAUGAUCAGCACCUUCGAGACCGUUUACAAGGAGUUGUUCUUUUACGGGUUCCACCAGAAAUUGGUGGAUAAAUAUUUUCCUAAUAAAAUCGAUCUGAUGAAGGUGAUCAGGAAUGUGGAAUUGCUGUUGGUGUACGGUCACCCGCUCACCACGGAGCCUUCCUUGAUUACCAGCGCUGUUGUUGAGGUAGCCGGUUUCCACGUUCUGCCCAAGAAACUUCCUGAACGAAUACAAGCUAUUUUGGAUGGUGCCAGUAAUGGUGCUAUAUUAGUUAGUUUGGGAUCGAAUAUACCAUGCCACAAACUCACCGAAGAACAAUUAAAGGUAUUCCUCGGCGUUUUUAGCAAAUUACCACAACGUGUAUUAUGGAAAUGCGAGUUGGAUAUACCUGAUAAACCUAAGAAUUUGUUUAAUUUCAAUUGGUUACCCCAGUCGGAUGUUCUUGCACAUCCUAAUACGAUCGCUUUCGUUACGCAUAAUGGCCUUCUGAGUACCACCGAGGCUAUGUACCACGGUGUUCCUAUGAUUUCCGUACCGGUGUUCUCUGAUCAACGCAUCAACGCUGCAAGGGCUAUCAAACUAGGAGUAGCGGAGAAAGUCGAUUUCCUCAAUAUAAAAGAAUCAUAUUUGCUUGAAGCUAUACAAAAAAUCACCCAAAACCCUAAGUACAUGAAUAAGAUGAAAGAACUAUCCCAGAUGUUCAGGGAUCAGCCGACUAGUCCCUUAGAUAGGGCAGUGAAGAGCGUGGAAUAUGUAUUGAAAUACAGACCUGGAAAAUACUUUAGAAGCCCUGCUAUGGACUUGUACUGGUUCCAGUUGUACUUAUUAGACGUUGUACUAUUUAUAUUUAGUGUAAUUGUCUUAGUUUGCUCGCUGAUGGUAUUUAUUAUUAGAAAAAUAUGUUUCAAAAAAUCUCAGAAGGUAACGUUAUCGGAACCGUUCCAAAAGAAGCAACAAAUCACUCAUCUCUUUGAUAACGCCUAUCUCUAUUCUCUCGUCAAACCUGUCAAAAACGUCAUACGUCAAUGCUAUAAAUGUCAGUCAACUCAACUUUAUCAAAUCAAAACAUCAGCUGAUUGUACAUAUUAA